CCUCGCCGCAGUUCUUUAGCCACGUCAAAUGGUUUAUGAUGUCGGGGGGCAUUUGGAUGCUAGACGAGUCAAAAAGAUCACUCGCGUUCGUAAUUUUCUAUCGGUUCUAUUCGAUGGCGUUUCCCGUAUACUGUGCCUCGAUGGCCACUUCGUUGGCCAUAGAGAUACCUAAUUUGAUCAGCGAAAGUUCAACGGCAGUGAUGGAGAACGUGGCCAGAGCGUUGGUGGUGGCCAUCGUGGUAACGAAACUCGUCAUGUGCAAGAAAAAACGCAUCGUUGACCUAUUCGAGGCGGCUUCAAAGCAAUUCGCCGAGAUCGCAGGUAAUGCCGAUCCUGAAAUCAUAAAAAUCCUGCAACAGCACGUGGAGUACUGGAAAAAGAUCCUGCUGGUCCUUGUGGUUCCGGUCAUAUUCGGGUACCUGCUGCUUUGCGAGAUGGGCAUAGAAAACACAAUAAGGUUCGAUUGGCUUUCGAAACCACCGAAUGUGUCUUUGAACGCACCCCUGCCCUCGAAUUUUUGGUACCCGUUCGACAAAAACGCGUACCACCAUUGGCUCCUGCUAGACCAGUGCCUGCGGGUCGGAGGGAUAACCACGGGGAUGAACUCGGUUGCGGCGAUGAUCAACUCGUUGAUGGUUUUCAUGCGGCUGCAGAUCAAACUGCUCCAGCACCAUUUCAGGAAUUUUGAUAAGUACGGUGGCGGACCUGAAGAUCUUAGAUGGUGCGAUGGCGGAGGAACGAGCAAGUUGAGGCUGCUUUGCAGGAGACACCAGGAGCUUAUCGCGUACGUGGAAAAAUUCAACGAAGCCCUCAAAUACAUCAUUCUAUUGGAGUACACCUCGUCCUCAAUCAUGUUUGCAGGAGCGAUCUUCCAGAUAGUGUCCGUUGUUUCAGGGGGAAAAAGUAGUCUUCGCGUUUUUUUUCAUGGUGUUCAACUACGCACAGCUGAUGACCUUCUCGUGGAACUGCAACGAAAUCCUCACCGAGAGCGCGGAAUUGGCAACAGCGCUUUUCGAAAGCGAUUGGUACUUGUCGAAUCCAGAGACGAAGACACUGAUCCUCAUUAUGAUGGUCAGAUCCCAACGGCCUCUCAUACUGACCGUGGGUCCUUUCGGAUCCAUGACGCUGGAAGCUGGAAUGUCAAGACUCAAAAUAGGUUACUCUUACGCUUCGGUGAUGGCAACCAGCAGCGAAUAGAUUCUGUGUCACCAAAUCCACUCGGCACUUGGGUCCUCUCCAGGGCGUUCGAAAAAGGGCGGCAAUUUUCUUUCAUCAUUUGAUUUGUCCAAGGGAUCCUCGAAGAUGAUCUUUUCGUGAUCAUUUUGCCAAUACUACAGCCAGAAAAUCUACUUAACCAUAUUUUUUGCGGCACCCUUAUUUGAACACCCUGUAUAGACUCCACUUUAUCACGACUGAUGUUAAGUGUAUAAUUGUCAUCCUAAGUAUAUGGUCCU
Messenger RNA from Cylas formicarius (sweet potato weevil), 1454 nucleotides. Its product is annotated as odorant receptor 30a-like. The coding region runs from base 36 to 1280 and encodes 414 amino acids. Gene Ontology annotation, cellular component: plasma membrane. The record is from RefSeq and is a predicted model, not a curated record. The transcript has 7 exons. Gene Ontology annotation, biological process: sensory perception of smell; detection of chemical stimulus involved in sensory perception of smell. Gene Ontology annotation, molecular function: olfactory receptor activity; odorant binding. Lineage: Eukaryota; Metazoa; Arthropoda; Insecta; Coleoptera; Brentidae.